Molecule: messenger RNA, 1137 nt
Organism: Colletotrichum chrysophilum
Lineage: Eukaryota; Fungi; Ascomycota; Sordariomycetes; Glomerellales; Glomerellaceae
Exons: 4
Coding region: 1-1137 (378 amino acids)
Source: RefSeq, a predicted model, not a curated record
AUGGCCACCGAAAAGCGCGUAAAGCGCGAUAUCCUUCCUUUGGACAAGCCGCCACUGGACAAGCUCCCUCUGGACAAGGAGACCCUGAAGCAGGAAUUCGACCUGUCCCACUUUGACCUCAACUCCGUCAUCCGAGGUGCUCAAUUGACCCUGGUCGGGGCGCACCGAGCGUUCCAGAAUCCGGCCCUCUUCACCUCCGAUCACUACCGACAAGCCGGCGUUGCUGUCCUGACUGGCCUCGCCAUCCGCCUGAUAAUCUCCGUGCCCAUCAUUGGUGUCAAGGUUCUUCUUUGGUUCAUUUCCCUGCUCUUUAGCUUGGAUCAUGUUACCUGGGACGAGAAGCUCGUGGGAGGCCUCAACUUCAUUGAGGAGUACGUCCUCCAAGUGCCCUUCUUCCUGAUGGCCUUGAUGCGAUAUGUCACUCCUACUUUGGACAACAUGACCUACGUCCAAAAGCACAAGCACGAUGACCCUAACCACCUUCGGGAUAUGUACUAUCCCAACUUGAAGCAGUACAAAGUCAGCGACGGCAGUACUCACUCCACCAGCACGGCCGAGGCCGUCAGCAUGUUCCUCUACCGCUUUGCCCGCAAAGGCGCCAUCUCCCUCGCCAUCUUCGCCCUCUCCUACGUUCCCGUCGUCGGCCGCUUCGUGUUGCCCGCAGCCAGUUUCUACACCUUCAAUAAGGCCGUUGGCUUAGGACCUGCUUCAGUCAUCUUUGGAACGGGAAUAUUCCUGCCAAAACGUUACCUCGUGAUCUUUUUGCAGAGCUACUUCGCCUCCAGGAGUUUGAUGAGAGAGUUGCUGGAGCCUUACUUUUCACGGGUACACUUCACCAAGGAGCAAAAGCGGAACUGGUUCCGCGAGCGCGAGGGCGUUUUGUUCGGCUUCGCUAUCGGCUUUUACACCAUGAUCAAGAUCCCCCUUGUCGGGGUUCUGAUUUACGGCAUUGCGGAAGCUUCAACGGCAUACCUGAUCACCAAGAUUACAGACCCUCCUCCGCCUCCUGCCGAGAAGGCUGCAUUUGCCGAGAGCCAACAGCAAUGGACCAACAAGCAUGAGUUUCUCAGCUUAUCGCUUGCCAACAUGGAUGCCAUUCACAAUAAGCCAUCGGGAGAGACGCAAAAAUCACGCUAA